Haemonchus placei is the source of this 480-nucleotide messenger RNA. NCBI's taxonomy places the organism in Eukaryota, Metazoa, Nematoda, Chromadorea, Rhabditida, Trichostrongylidae. The record is from the annotation of a GenBank genome assembly.
AUGCAACAACAAACCUGUUCCUGUCGCACCUUCUUUCUGGAUUCUAUUUCACUCCAACAGUUGAUGUUCAAACCAUUGAAUUGUUUAUCUGUUUCCAGGAUGCCUUUUCCUUGCCUACAUUCUUUUACCGAUGCUCUGAAAGGACAAUUUCUUGAUCUUUCCAUGUUACUAUUGUGGCCUGAGAAACGAAUCUCAUUGCCCAUGAUUCCGAUCUGUUGCUACUUGCCAACAUCUUCACUUGGUGUCUUCGCACAGAUUUCUGGACCAGAAAUUUUAUUUAUUGAAUAUCUUGUGAUUGCUAUUGCUACAUUACCAUGUGUGCUAUAUCCUCUGAUAGCAAUCUAUUAUGUUCCGACCUACAGAACAUGGGUAAUGAAGAGGCUGUGCCUUAGAAGGGUAGAAAGGCCAAGCUCGAUAAUCAGCCCACAGGAAGGUACUUCCAAAGUGGUAACAAGGUCAAGGCCUAUUAGAAUUACUUAA